Molecule: messenger RNA, 2181 nt
Organism: Naegleria fowleri
Lineage: Eukaryota; Heterolobosea; Eutetramitea; Acrasida; Naegleriidae
Exons: 2
Coding region: 1-2181 (726 amino acids)
Biological process (GO): actin filament network formation; actin filament bundle assembly
Cellular component (GO): cytoplasm; actin filament; actin filament bundle
Molecular function (GO): actin filament binding
Source: RefSeq, a predicted model, not a curated record
AUGUCAACUUCAACACCUCCUCUCAGCCCCAGUUUAUUAAUCAACGGUGGCAGACCUCGUCAAAGCGUCAUCAAAUCAAAAACAGCUCAUGGCUCUACCAUGACUAUCACUCGUUCAGAAAAACGUUGUUUCAUCCGUUAUGUGAACACAGUCAUGAACAAUGCCAUUCAAAAAGCGAUCGAAGAAAAGUCGAAAAUGCAGGAAAAUGGUUCUUGGAAUGUCAUCAUGAAUGCUCUUUCACAACAUUCAUCAUCAUCAGAAGGUGGAGAAACAGUGAAUAGCAGCACUGGAGAAUUGAUUUCACCAAGAGGUUCGAAUCGUCGACAACGAAAUGUUUUGCUUCAUUUGGGAGAUUUGGCAGUGAUUGAUUAUUGGAAACCGAUGGAAGUGGUUGGUAUUGAAGAAUUGGAGAGUAAUGUGGAAUUGUUUGAGAGAUUGCAAGAUGGAGUGGUGUUUUGUCACUUGUUAGACAAGAUUCAAUCUGGUCUCGUCGAUUGGACUAAAAUCAACAAGAGAAACAUUCUCUCACCUCAGGAAGAAAUCUCCAAAUUCCAAAAAGUUGAAAAUCAAAACUUGGUUCUCGAAGUCGCUCCAUCAGUCGGAUGUCAACUGGUUGGCAUUGGUGCCAGUGAGCUUGCAGAUGGAUCUCAACAACCACUCUUAGCAUUGUUGUGGCAACUCAUUCGACAGGAUGUCACCAAACGUCUCAAUGUCAUGCAUUCUCUUCGAUUAAUUGCUCUCAAAGAAGAAUCUGAAAGUGUGGUUGAUUUCAUGAAACUUCCUCCUCAACAAUUGUUGUUACGUUUUGUGAAUUACAAUCUUAAGGCAACAAAAACAAAGAAAGUUGUUGCUAACUUUUCUGAAGAUUGGAAAGAUGGUGAAGCAUUUUGUUAUCUUAUUAAGAAUAUUGUGGAUAUCAAUAACCGAUUUUCUCCCUCCAAAGUUUCCAAAAAUGGAAGUGAUUCGGGUGACGAAGAUUCUGACACCUCGUCGACCUCAAGUCAAUCAAAAGAAUUCACAGAAGAACACAUUCAAGAAAUUCUCUCCAUUGAAAGUCAUGAAGAAAGAGCCAAACGAAUCAUUCAAACCAUUAAUGAUUUAGGAUUAAAUCCAAAUCAUGUUCACAUUGAAGGAGAAGACAUUGCCACUGGUGUCAACACAUUGGUCAUGACGUUGGUGGGAAGCAUGUUUAAUUCCACAAAUUUGAAUGGUUUACAAAGUGAGUUGACUGAAGAUCCAGAAAAGAUGACUCAAUUGAGAAGAGAUAUUCUUGACAACUUUUUGGAAAUGAUGAAAGACGACAUGCCAGAAAUUAAAAAGCCAGAAAUGAAAGUCUUUUUGGAAUUGGUGAAGAAAUUGUCAGAUGUCAAUAUUAAGGAAAUUGAAGAAAAGAUUGUGGAAAAACGUGUUCAAGAGUACAAGAUGGAAGUUAGAAAGUUAAAAAAGCAACACUAUAUUCUCUUCAAUCAGUCCGAACAAUACAAACGUCGAAUUGAAGAGUUAGAGAAAACUGUCGCCGAACAACGAGUCACCAUCAAAGGAUUAGAAAACAAGAACGCACAACAAGCGAAUCAAAUCAAAGAGCUCGAAGACGAACUCCAAAAAGCAAACAAUUCUCGAAAGGAAGAUUUGAGGAAACUCGGUGGAGAAGAUUUUCUCGACGACUCUGAAGAAAUCACUGCCGAAGAAAUUCGCAAAAAAACAAGUCAAAAAAUUGAGGAAUUGGUGAAACGUGUGAAAAUUCUCAAAGAAGCACUCAUUCAAACAAGAAAAGAUCUCAAUUAUGGAAUGACCUUGAGUGGUGUAGAUGCAGAGACAAAAUUAGCAGAAUUUAGAUUUGGUUCUCCACUCACGUGCGAACGUUUGACUUCUGAAUUUAAACCCACAUUGACUGGAUAUAUUGAAAAGAAGGGUCGUUUGAAGAAGAAUUGGAAGAAGAGAUUCUUUGUCUUGCUUCAAAAUUAUCUCUUUUAUUUUGCAAAAGAGAAUGGUAAAUUGAAAGGAUUCCUUCGUAUUGAGGAAUGUGAAAUUGAACGUGAGGAAGAAGUUGGAUCUAAAGGACUCUGUGUGUUCCAUGUCAAGACGAUGGGACGUUUAUUGUCGCUGCGAUUGGAAAAUACUGAGGAUCGAGAGGAUUGGAUUAAGUGGAUUUAUGAAAACUCGAGAGUAUUGCAUGAGUAA